AUGGCUAGUUCAGUUGUAUUCCUCGUUGCUCUUUUGGCUGCUUUUGUGUCUACAUCAAGGCAGUGCGAGGUGCGUGCGCGCACUGAAGCAGGAUGGGUGUGCGGCGCCAAACGAUAUGCUCAAGAUGGCUCGGAGUACGCUAGUUUCCGAGGAGUGCCUUAUGCCAAGCAGCCCCUAGGAGAACUGCGCUUCCAGGAACUUCAACCACUCGAGCCUUGGACUGAUGACUUUAACGCAACAACCGAAGGGCCCGCCUGUCCAAACAAUAACGUGUACUAUGGUGACCUGGUACAGCCACAGGGCAUCAGCGAGGCUUGCAUCCACGCCAACAUACACGUCCCAAUAGAUGCCCUCCCGGACAACCAAACUGAUGCAAAUGGUACUGUAGGGCUACCGAUCUUGGUGUACGUACACGGAGGCGGCUGGGUCUGCGGUUCUGGCGACGCAGACUUCAAUGGACCAGAGUUUAUGAUGGUCAGCAAAGGUGUUAUAGUAAUCACUUUCAACUACAGGCUGGAUGUCAUUGGCUUCUUGUCUCUGAAUACCUCGAAGAUUCCCGGCAACAAUGCUCUACGCGACCAGGUAACACUGCUGCGCUGGGUGCAGGCCAACGCGGCCUACUUCGGAGGCAACCCCGCUGACGUCACGCUCGCGGGGCAGAGUGCCGGUUCCAUGAGUAUUCAUUUCCUGAUGCUGUCGCCGGCCGCCGUUGGAUUGUUCAACCGCGCGUUUCUUAUGAGCGGUGUCGCUACCCAGAGCGUCUCCAGCGCGUCUCCUGUGUACGCUCAGCAAGUCGCAGCCCUGUUCCUCUCUGCUCUGAACAUCACCUCCACCGACUACGACGAGGUCCACGACCAGCUUGUUGAAUUGCCGAUCGACGAUCUCAUAACUGCCAGCAGGGCAGUGUUAGAUCAAACCGGCUUAACCAGCUUCGUCCCAGUUGUGGAGACACCAUAUGAAAAUUUUACGACCAUCCUGAGCGAUUAUCCAGAAACUCUGCAGGCUAACGGCAACGGGAACGAUAUUCCAGUAGUUAUAGGGUUUACCAGCAGCGAGUGUGAGACGUUGCGCCCAAGAUUGGUCCAAUUCGGCGCUGUGGAAGCGAUUGAAGCGAAUCCGCUGGUUGGGCUGUCUCCAGAGCUUGUGUAUAGUUUGCCAUCGAACGUAACGGCAGAGAUGGCGGAGAAGGUGUUGGCAAGAUAUUUUAACGGGACUCCGACGAUGGAUGAGUUUGUUAAGUUGUGUACUGAAACCUUCUUCCAGUACCCUGCGAUUAAGCUGGCGAAGACGCGCGUAGCGAGCGGAGGUGCGUCCACGUAUCUAUACAAGUACGCCUACGAGGCGGAAUACAGCAUCGUCAAGGAGGCGCUCAACCUCACGUACUCCGGCGCCGGCCACAUCGAGGACUUGAACAGGAUACUCAAGGUGAACUCGUGGCCUGUACCUGCCAGUGACGCCGAUGACGCUAUGACAGGGUGGAUGACCGGUAUCGUAGAGACAUUCAUGAAGAAUAACACUCCGUCGGGAGAUGGAUCUUGGGCAGCGGCGUCAUCUUCGCUGGAGUACAACUACAUCGACGGGCCGGCCACCGAUUACGGCGCCAUGAGCGACUACGAUCAGGAGAUGGUCGAGUUCUUCGAAACCUUAGUCGAUGUAUAGUGUUUGUUGACUA
This is a messenger RNA of Ostrinia nubilalis (European corn borer), 1672 nucleotides long. RefSeq names its product juvenile hormone esterase-like. Bases 1 to 1659 code for a protein of 552 amino acids. Lineage: Eukaryota; Metazoa; Arthropoda; Insecta; Lepidoptera; Crambidae. The record is from RefSeq and is a predicted model, not a curated record. The transcript is spliced from 6 exons.